UGGGGGGCGGUGAUUGUGCGCGUCGCGCCGCGGUAUUGUGCGACGGCCGCUCGGGGUGCCGCGGGCUGGGCACCGCGUCCCUGGGAGGGAGGCGUUCGUUCGCGGCGGGGUGGGGGCCGGACUCUGGUUGCAGCGGCCGCCACGAGAAGGGAAGUGGACUGUGUUUGGGGAUGCGAGGACGGGAAGCGUUGAGUGGCAGGGAGGGGUUCCCCGGCGCGGAGCGGCGCGGGUAGUUGAGACGCGGUUUGCAGAGUUGAGCCCACUUCGGCAGGCCCGGGUCCCUCCCGGGAGGGGACGGGGUGUCACUCUCAGGUGCACCGUCUGACCAGAAGCCGCGGGCGUCGGCGGCCCCUGGCGAAGGGGCCUUACUUAAUGAGGGGACACUCGCGGCUGGGGCAGCCAGCCGGCUCGAGGGCGCGCGCAGGGGUUAAGUUGGAUUUACACCUCCGCCCUCUCUCUCCUCCUUCCCACCUAGUCCUCGGGCUGGACACUUUGGCCUGGGAGGAGGGGGGAGUACAAUCCGCAUUUUUAUUCCAGCCGCUCCGGAGCAGAAGUGACCCUGCUCCCACCCGGAGCUGCGUUUGCCCGAGUCCGGCCGCCCCUACCGGGCUGCGCUUCCUGGGGGAAGUUCUCAUUAAGCCUCGCUAAUUAGCAUUAUUCCUGUGGAAGGGUUAAGGUUAGACCGUCCUUUUCCUUACGGGAGGCCCACCCCCUCCUCCCCAUUCCUUGCUCCCUCCCCUCUCCCCAAGAGCACAAAAGCACAAAAAGAAAGUGUGAAGAGGCUCAGAUCAAUGGAGAAGCCACAAACCCAUUAAUUCAAAUGGAACCUUUUUUUUCCCUCUAAAACAUUGAUUUUUCUUUCUGUCUGCUCUGAGGGGAGAUGAAUAACCUCCUGAUUUCACCUGAAAUGGUGUUUGGACUCUGUGAUUUCCUCCUCUUUCUGAGAAGGAUUGUGGCUUGAAAUAGAUUCUCCCUUGAGAUAAAGCCCUACUUAUCCCAGAAUCAGCUGGCAACCCCAGCCUGCCCCCCCCCCAACUCACACACACCAAGCGGGGUGUGGGGAGAGGUGUUUGGGGGCCCUCAUGACUCUUCUGGGGAAAGCCAUCUGUGUGAUGGGACUUGGCUCCUUGUCUUGACCCCUGACACCACAGGAUUCUGGACUGAGGUGGUCUGGGGAAAAGGCCCAUUUAUGGCCCAGGCCCCAGUGGUAGUUUAGCCCCCCGGGUAGUAAAUUACCCCUUCAUUGGAAAGCCAUUAGGGUCUAAAUGUGUCCUUGAAUAAUAUCAGGCUCCUGUCUAAUCCAGGCUCAGGCUGGGCUUGCUUUGUAGAGCAGGAUUUUAAGACAGCACCUCUAGAGCUGGGCGCCACCACCCCCUUCAGCCCUUUCCUGCUGCACAGUGGGAAGCAAGCUCACUGCGUAGCCUUCCUCCCAGCUGAGAAGACACCUUUGGGGAAUUCCUCCUGCUGUGGCCGCUACCCUGGGGCUCUGUGGAGCUGGACGCCUGGGAGUUGCUCAAGAACUUUUUCUGUGUUGUCUGGGUUCCUUUCUUGAAAGGACAGCCCUGCAGGGGAUUAGCUCACAGCGGCUCCCUUCUAGGCUUCCCUUUGGCUGCAAGAUCCCUGUCUGCUGAAGCUCCUCUCUCCACCUUCACUUUAAAAAAAAAAUCCGUUAAUGGCAGGGUCCGGGGAUACCAGCGAGCCCCCUCAUGGUGAGGAAUGCUGAUGGGGAGCAGCCAGGUGCCUCUGCUUAGGAACAGAAGCCUGUUUUCCACUUGAUACACAGUGGGAAGGUGUGGGAAAUGCUCACUUUCAGCAUCCAGACGUCCAUGACAGCAGGGACAACAGAGGACCACAUGUAGAUGGGAAUAUGCUUCUGACAGACGCAGUGUGCGUGUGAGUGAGUGUGGGGAGAGAGAGCGAGAAUGCUUCAAGUGUGGUAGGUGAUUGGUUGUGUCUCAGCCCUCCCUGGCUCACAUUUCCCAGAAGAUCUGGUGCUUGCAUGGCUAGUAAGCAGAGGGGGCCUGUGAGCAGGAAGGGGCAGAAUGGUGCAGGGAGUGCUGGAAGGCUAGCCUCGGGGACCCCACACCCCCCAGGAGCUGUGGCUCAGACCACCCUCAUAGUUCGUGUGUGUGGCCCCUUCACAACAAGGAUUUGAACCUAUGUUGCUUUAGAUCCUGGGGGCUUUCUAUCUUCCAUUAAUAAGCCAUCUGAUGAGCUGAAGUGGUUAGGUUGGGGUCACAUGCGGUUCAGUACCUUCUUGGCAUGCUCAGAAGGCUGUGUGUGUAAUGCUGGCUGACAUGGAGACAAGGGGGAGCGUCGCCUUGUGUGGAAGUAUGUCCAGGGCCUGGAAGGAGCCUGUAGGUGCUCAGAAGGAGGUGCCCACCAGUGGGUUGAGAAGUGACUCCGAUUUCACUUUGGGAUGGAGCUGGGCAAUCGCCUGAGCCUGGUGUUCUUCCCAGUGGGAGCUUUGGCCUCCUGUUGAGCAAGGCUGGGGCCCAUAUAGAGAGGGGUCUCUUUCCUGCUGGGCCCAGAAACAUUCCCUGCACAUCCCUGCCCCCACCCUCCUCUGAAACACACACUCAGGGCUCCUGGUUAGGGCUUAUGGCUUACAAUUGCACUAAAUUCUCAGCAAAUCCUCCUCCUCCUUUCUCGAGCAAGCUGUAGAGAUAGAAUUACAGCUCUCAGGAAGAGCCUGGAAAAUACUGUGUGAGGCACACCCCAGGAUCCCGAGUCCUGGAGGAUGCAAAUGGCUCAACUUCAGAGGCACCAGGAACCCAGUUCCAGAGAAAUUGACCCCAGUUGUAAAAUAAUCAGGUUACUGAUAGCACCUGCCCGUAGUUACAAGCCAUGGAUACAGGCCUAUUUCCACCAUUUCCCCACUGGUCUCCCGUUUUCUCCUCCUCCUGGGCUGGGCAGUGGUUGUGCUAGUUACCCUGCACAAGAGGAAGGGCCUCAGAAGCUGGGUGGGGAGAAACUGAACCUGCCCAUGAAUUUUGGACUGAAGAUAAGAGCAGGGAGGGUCUGGUCAGCUCCUCUCUCCCUCUGCCCAGAGGCAGGGCUCCUAGGUUGGGGUGUGUCCCAGAGGCUGACUGGGUGCUACCCGUCUGCCUGCCUUACUCUUAAGUUCCCUUUUCAGAAGAGCAUUUGGCUUUGGCUCGAUUACCCUGUGACCUAUGAUGGCUUUGGUGCUGGAAUAAAUGACUGCUGGGUGGGCAAGGCCUGGGCCUCUGUCCAAGGUCAGAGGCUAGAGAAACCAAGGGUAGCUGGCCGGCUAGUCAGAUGGGGACUGGGGAGAGGGAACCCAGAAGUAACGGAUUGCACACACUUCUGUUUUGUAGAUAGAGACAGUGUUGCCCCCGGGAGUCUUGAACUCCUGGCCUUAAGCAGUUCAUUCACCUCAGCCUCCCAGAAUGCUGGCAUUACAGGUGUGAGCCAUCUCACCCCGCCCACACUUUUAUUCUCUAACAAAAGUUUUGUUGAAGUUUAUUAACAGAAAGGAAGAAAUUAGUAGCCCCAGUUCCUCUGAGAUUUCGGAAGGGGCAAGUAAGAAGUGCACUGUACCCGCCAGGUGAGCCGGUGAGCACCUGGGGUCUCUGAGCAGGUCUGAGACCUUGGCCACUCUCAAACCUGCACCAGUGCCCCCAGCACAUCCCUCGGGACUGGGUAUAUUUUCCCCCUUGGCACAGUCAUCGUUGAUAGGUUCUGAACUGUGUGUGCUGGUAACUGCCUGUGUGAUUAGCCUGCUUCUCCAGCCCUGGCUUAGGGUGUGAGUGAGGGACUGGAGCGACAGUUUGCCCAUCUGCGCCUGGGGGCUUAUGCCCGUGAACUGGGCUGUGCUGUGACAGGCGGGUUGCAGAGGGGUCUUGUGAAGUCAUCUUCUCCAGGUCAGUCCUUGAAAGUGUGAGUUUUGAAGGUGUUUGUGUAAGUCUGACCAAAACUUAUUUUUGUUUGGUGUGUUUUUGAAAAGUUAGGCUUCAGAGACUUGGUUUUUCACUUAAAAAAAAAUUGCUGGGCCGGGCGCUGUGGCUCACGCCUGUAAUCCCAGCACUUUGGGAGGCCAAGGCGGGUGGAUCACGACGUCAAGAGAUCGAGACCAUCCUGGUCAACAUGGUGAAACCCCGUCUCUACUAAAAUACAAAAAAUUAGCUGGGCAUGGUGGUGCGUGCCUGUAAUCCCAGCUACUCAGGAGGCUGAGGCAGGAGAAUUGCCUGAACCCAGGAGGUGGAGGUUGCGGUGAGCCGAGAUCGCGCCAUUGCACUCCAGCCUGGGUAACAAGAGCGAAACUCCGUCUCAAAAAAAAAUUGCCACAGCAACCAUGUGUAGCAGCUUCCAGCAUUUUGGGAGACCCAGGCAGGGAGAUCACUUGAGCUCAGGAGUUCGAGACCAGUCUCUACAAAAAAUAAAAAGUUAGCCAGGUCCUGGUGGUAUAUGCCUGUAAUCCCAGCUCCUCGGGAGGCUGAGGCGGGAGCCCGGGAGCUCAAGGCUGCAGUGAGCCAUGAUUGCACCACUGUACUCCAACCUGUGUGACAGUAAGAGCCUGUCUUUAAAAAAAGCCAAGCCAUAGCAGUCAAGGUGUCAGAAUCUUAGAACCACUUUUCACAAAACUGGGGCUCACGUGGCAGAGCCCUGGAGACUGGGGGAAAUAAAUCUCCCUAGGGAGCUGGGGAGAGAACGACCAUCAUUAGGUGAUGAGCAGUGUGUUCCACAGUUUCUCCCAACUGCACCCAGAGUUGGUUCAGAAUUUUUCCUGGUCCCUUUUCCUAGCUAACAAGGCCUGGGGUGAAGGAAGCCUGCCAUAAUUAACUAUGUCCCUAGCACAGUGCCAGCACAUAGUAGAUGCUCAAUAAGUAUGCAUCAGCUCAUUAAAGAAAGUGAGCGUGUGUGUGUGUGUGUGUGUGUGUGUGUGUGUGAGAGAGAGAGAGAGAGAGAGAGAGAAUGAAUGAAUGAAUGACUAUAUAGCCUCAUCGCCCAUGAGUUCCCUCUGGGCCUCAUCUUGAGACACUUGGUCGUUAAGGAAUCUGGUUCCUCCCAUUGAACGGAGGAAAUUUGGCGAGGUGGCCUGUGAUGUGGUGACACUGUGAUACAGGCUCUGAGCACAGACUGCCUGGGUCCACACACCAGCUGUGCUGCUGGCUUCAUGCCCCUGGGCAGUUGGGGCAGGCUGGGUGGGCCUCCCAGGUGCGGUUAUCAGAGCUGGGGCUAGGCCCGAUGUGGGUGCCUAUGCAGUAGGGCCUUGGGAGGAAAUUUCAUAAAACCCUUAGCCUGAAGCCCUGAGCCUGGGGGUACUGGAUGCUCCUUGUAAUCAGGUGAUUUUGAUGCCAGGUAAGGCACAGCCCACCUUUUCCCAGUGGGACGCAUCAAGGAAGCAAGGGGUGGAGGGGGCAUUUGGCGGAACAGUUCAGUGAUGUGAGCCGGAGAAGCGCUGGCUGUGUAUGGGGUGGCUGGCAGCUGCAGGAAGGAGACGUUUCGGGGCAGCAGGCCACCACCAGCCCGUCACCAGCCCACCAGCCUGCAUCCCGGUCUCAUGUGCCCUCCAUUCAAGAACUGUGUGCAGUGGGACCAGAGUCCUUAAUCUUCAAAUUAAUGUAGCGUCCUCAUUAAACACCAACACCACGCCAGGCAAUUCAGUGGGUUCAACAAAUCUCACUGCCUUGUGUGGUAUUCAGAGAACAUACAGGCUGGUCCCCACUGUUGGACCUAAGGUUUUCUAGGGAAAGACAGGGCAGAGAUCCACAAGACAGUGACAGCUGGAUACAGCUUGGAAUUGGGAUUGUGGCUCACAGCAGCAGUGUGGGUUCUAGGCGAGGGCCAGCUUGGUUAGGAGGGCGUGUCCAAUCUUUGGUGAUUGCACAGAUCUGGCUGUGCCUUAUGUUAGCUUGUGACCUUGGGCAAGCACCUUAACCUCGUGGAGCCUCGGUUUCCUCAUCUGUGGAGCGGGGCUGGUAAUUUUACCUACCUGAUGGGCCUGUAGUGAAGGUGAAAUGCCACAAGCCUAGGGGAGUGCUGGGUCCCUGAGAAGCUUUGCCUUCUGUUGUUACGGUUUUGAACUUGGCUGAGUGAGGCCAGAGUGUGCAAUCGGUCCCUGACGCUCCAGCCCCAUGUCUUGAGUGGAGUUCAAGAGCCUUUCUCCGAGCUGGAGACGGGCACGGAUGGCCCUGCCAGGGUUACGUGGACUGUGGGAGGGGACAUAUGGCUCCUCUGCCCCUAUGUGCCCGCCCUUGCCUAUCCACAGCGGCCUUCUCACCGCUCCUCAGACUCAGCAGCUUGUGCCCCGCUUGUUGCUACCUGUGCCUGAAACGGGCACGAGCCGCACAGACCUCACGGGUUCCCCACCUCACUCCUCUGCUCCAGUGCUUCUGACCCUCAGUGUCUUGGGCUGCCCUGGCAAACAGGUCCCUCUGCCCUCUGGCCCCACUUCUGUGUGCUUUGUGGCCCUCGUUGCUGCUGCCGACCGUCAGUGUUUUUCUGCUCAUUGUCAUCUCCCUCCUGGAGGGUGAGUGCCAGGCAGGCCAGGAGAGCUUCCCAGCACCUAGAGGGGAGCUUGGCCCAUUGCAGGUGCUCAGCAAAUACCUGUCCAAUGGAUGGAUGGGGAGUUUGGAGUAGGUGGCACUUGCAGAGGUAACUAGCAUGCCCUGGCUUUGAAGUCAUGAGCAUUUGAACAAUACCCAGGAGUGUUCCUCCGUCAGCUGUGACUUCAGGUCAAACUCUGAGCAUGGCACCCCCUGGGCAUCCAGGAAGUAGCAAGGGGCCCAUGCAAGAUGCCCUGUUCCUGGUUCCCGGAGCCUGCACGGCAGGAUCAGCUGGGAAGAUGGGGAGCCACUUGUCCCUUGCAGUCUUGCUUAGGGCUCCAAGGAACCUUCCAGCCUGCCAGCCUCUCUUCUCCAGCCCCCUCCUCUCCUUCUAUACAGUUAGCACAGGGGAGAGUUUUGUUGUCCCUUUGUACCCUUUGUGCAGAGAGAGCCUUUUGAACGUGUGUGUGUGUCCCUCUGGGUGUGUGAGUUUUCACGAAGGAGGGCUGUGGGUGGAGGUGCUUGUGUUCAUGGAGCAGGCAGCCCGUGAGAGGAAGGCAGAGCCAGUGUGUGUGCCUGUGUGUGGGGAGAGGACACCAGAGGACACGUGGGCUCUGUCCAUCCCCCGAGGCCCUGGGUGUGCCUCGUGGGGACCAUGGGCGUCACAGCCUAGCUCCUGUCCUCUGGAUUCUGCAGAGGGUCCACACUGGUGCUACACAGAAGCUAUUAAAUUCCGGGAAACUCCCUACCAGCCCAGCCAGUGGGGGAGGGAGUGGAGGCGAAUCCACACUGCUCCCUAGCACUUGGAGCAGAUGUGUCUGCCUCAGGGACAGCAACCUAAGAAAGUUCCAACCAGCGUGUGUCUGCUCACAAAAGAGGUGCCUUCGAGGGGACCCGGAGGGAGGCUUGGGGGGUGCUCUGCCAGAGGUCCUCACUGGGGGCUCACAAAGGCCAUUGUGUCUUGCUGGGGGGAGGCCAGAACUCUGGGUGUGGGAGCUGCUGGGUCAUCUUUCUUGGUUUUAUGGCCAGCUCCCAGGCACAGUUGCUUGCUGCUCCUGAAAGGCUGGGCUGGGAGGAGGUGGGGGCCCUUCCUGCUGGAGGGCUGGGUUGAAGGGGCCCCACCCCAGGGGUUCCCGGAUGACUGGCCAAGGGCUGGCUGAAGCCAGCAGCGAGGGGAGAGGAGGCCGGCGUGGUCCUCUAUAGCAGGCCAUCCGGCUGUUUGGAAGGCCCUGGCGGCCCCCCAGGCCCUUGAGCUGAACCCCUUUUGCGGUCUGGUCCGAACCCUGGCCCGCCCCGCCCCGCCCCCUUCCUUCUCUGCACUUCUGGGGCUGGCCCUUUCAGCCCUGGAAGCUGCCCAAGAGCAUAUCUUUGAAGCACAGCAAAGGAUGAGACUUCUGUGAGCAGCGAGGAUUUUGAUAUGAGCGAGUCCACAUGGAUGUCAGCUGACCCGCACCUGGCCUCCAGCCUGAGCCCCAGCCAGGACGAGAGGAUGCGGAGCCCGCAGAACCUCCACAGUCAAGAGGACGAUGACUCCUCCUCCGAGAGUGGCAGCGGCAAUGGCUCCUCCACCCUGAACCCAUCCACGUCGAGCAGCACGCAGGGCGACCCUGCCUUCCCCGAGAUGAAUGGCAAUGGUGCCGUGGCCCCCAUGGACUUCACCACGGCAGCCGAGGACCAGCCCAUCAACCUGUGUGACAAGCUCCCACCAGCCACUGCGCUCGGCACACCCUCCUACCCCUCCGACGGCUGCGGCACUGACGGGCUGCGGAGCCGUGUCAAAUACGGGGUGAAGACCACCCCUGAGUCCCCCCCUUACAGCUCUGGGAGCUACGAUUCCAUCAAGACCGAGGUCAGCGGCUGCCCCGAGGACCUGACAGUGGGCCGGGCUCCCACGGCAGAUGACGACGACGAUGACCACGAUGACCAUGAGGACAAUGACAAGAUGAACGACUCUGAAGGCAUGGACCCUGAGCGCCUUAAGGCCUUCAACAUGUUUGUGCGUCUCUUUGUGGACGAGAACCUGGACCGCAUGGUGCCCAUCUCCAAGCAACCCAAGGAGAAGAUCCAGGCCAUCAUCGAGUCGUGCAGCCGGCAGUUCCCCGAGUUCCAGGAGCGCGCCCGCAAGCGCAUCCGCACGUACCUCAAGUCCUGCCGCCGCAUGAAGAAGAACGGCAUGGAGAUGACCAGACCCACGCCACCCCACCUGACCUCGGCCAUGGCAGAAAACAUCCUGGCAGCUGCCUGUGAGAGCGAGACGAGAAAGGCAGCCAAGCGGAUGCGCCUGGAGAUCUACCAGUCCUCACAGGAUGAGCCCAUAGCCCUGGAUAAGCAGCACUCGCGGGACUCCGCAGCCAUCACCCACUCCACCUACUCACUGCCAGCCUCCUCCUACUCCCAGGACCCCGUGUACGCCAACGGCGGCCUCAACUACAGUUACCGCGGGUAUGGGGCCUUGAGCAGCAACCUACAGCCCCCAGCGUCCCUCCAAACAGGAAACCACAGUAACGGGCCCACGGACCUCAGCAUGAAAGGCGGGGCCUCGACCACCUCCACCACCCCCACGCCCACCCCCUCCAGCACCAGCACCAGCAGGCCCGUGCCCACUGCUCAGCUCAGCCCCACAGAGAUCAGCGCGGUGCGGCAGCUCAUCGCGGGCUACCGGGAGUCUGCUGCCUUCCUGCUGCGCUCUGCAGACGAACUGGAAAACCUCAUCCUACAGCAGAACUGACCCCACCGGACCUGGAGUGCACUGCCCUAGGGAAGGAGGCUGUCCCAGCCUGGACCCAGCUUCCUGCCUCGCCAGUUGGUACAUUUUGUUUGAAAGAGGUGGGAUCCAAAAGAGCUGUUUCUAGCCACACUCCAAGCACCUGAGACUUUGGGCACAAGGACACUUUUUUUUUGGAAUCUCACCACACGGGUGCUCUGACCUGCUUGGAAGAGGCCAACAGGGCAGCUCUGGAAUGGUUGGGGUCUCCCCUGACAAGGCGCUGGGGCUGCAGCUCUAUUUAGAAUCACCUUCGUGGACCCUGAUGUUAGAAUCCCACCCCCGGAUAAUUACCUUUCAAGUCUUAGGUGAGCAGAAUUGCAUAUUUAUUGAGAAAAACAAAGUGGACCCUUUCUUCCUCUCCCCUUAGUAAUUUAUUUUUCUGAAAAUGGAUUCUUUUGUGUUUGUACAGAUUGCUAGUCUGUGUCUGUCUGAUCAGAAGGAUGUAUCCCCAUACCUGACAUUCCAUAUCACUACACUGAUGUGGGCUGGGGCCAAUAGGGGCAGGGUGGGUGCCAGGCUGGCUGUUCCUCUUUGUGCCUGGCACACCCUGGGGCUGCCACCCCUUGGCCAGGCCAUCCUGUUGCAGAUCCCAGUGCUGCCACAAGGAUACCGCCAGGCACCUCCCUAGGCACCGCCAAGCAGGAAGACCUUACCCACACCCACACCCAUGGCAAAGAAGAAAGAGGCACCCCCACCCCAUUCUACAGAAGCCCCAGUCCCAUGGUCACCUGUAUUCUACCUCACACUCCAACAUGGGCUUUUUCCAGGAUGUGCCCUGAGCCUGUUCUGAACAGCUGUCAUCCCAGCUCCCCACACAAUAUGUCUGCCUGGGAGGUAAGUCCAGACUGGGUGUCCAGGAGCUGGAGCCUAGAGAGCGUCCUGUCCCUAACCGGCCACUGCAGUCCUCCCACCCUGGCCCCAGCUGCUUGGUAGGAUGGAGUGCUGGGAGGUGGCAGCUGGGUGGCAGGGCCCUUCCCCUUACACCCUGCUGCCCAGGAGCCAGGUCUGAACUUCUGUCCACAGGCCUGGGCCCCCCGGACUCCUGCCAAGAGGGGCUGCUGCUUCAGGGUGGGCCCUGGCUGUCAGGCAGCUGUGAGCUCCAGGCCGGACUACAGCUCCCAUCCCUUUGCCCCGUGUUUGGAGUAAAGGGACCAAUGGAAGUGGAGGAGCCACUUGGGUUCUCCUAAGACCAGCCCUUCUGGAGGGGCCAGUCCUGGAAGAAACCCAUAAUCCCUGGAGUGUGAAAAAGGGCAAAAAGAAAAAGCUGGCCUGGUUUCCUUCCUCCCUGAUAGGCACUUCCUCUUGCUCAGUGCAAUACCUACCAGUGCUGCUAAUCCAGGGAUUCGCCCAGACCUCAGCAGGCCCCCAGGGCCCUCCAUGCAACACUCCGUAGCCAUGACAGCAGCUCUCUGCUGCCCAGCCCCUGCCUAGAGCUGGCAGAAGCCCUCUGUUGCCUUUCCUCCCUCAGAGCAGAGAGGCCCCAGGGGAGCCAGGGCCGAGUGGAUCCUAGGAUGGCCAGAGAGAGCCACUCGCUCCCAGAACAGGCACCCCUUCCCAAACCAGCUUUUCUGCAGCCAAUUGCCUGUUGCAGCUGUGGCCACUGCCUCCCGGCACUGUGGCAGACUCCUCCCAAGGAGGGAUGGGGAGGGGGCACCAGUAAGGAUGCCCCAUCCUGCCUCAGGUCCAGACUCUGGAAGGUAGGGUGCCCACUCCGUGCUUACUUCCAGCCCCUAGAGGUUGGGGGUGGUCUUAUCUCUCAAGUGGCCUCCAACACCCCACCCAGCCACACCACCUCUGCCUUCCAUCUGACCAAUCCCAAGGCCUCUGGUCAGGGCCAGGACACCUGAGACUCACCCUUAGCACAGCACAAACUCCAGUGCCCAAGGCCUCUCCCACACUCCAGCCAGCCACACAUCCAGUCCCACCUGUUCAGUACUGCUCCCCUCAACAUUUGAAUUUGUGUAAAUAUUUAUUUUUGUGUGUGAACAAUACUACAAAGUAAUCAGUAGAUCUUUUGCAAAAUGUUACCCCAGGCAAUUUGUGAAAAUCUUAAUGUUAAAACCUGGCAGAGACAAUCGCCACCCUAGAAUUCCUGGUAUCAGUUACCCAACAUGCCACUUCUCCUCCCAGAGGCAGUACCCAAGCUAGACAUGAACCGUUUUCAUUUCUUGGCAGACAGGAGUGAGAAAGACUGGGGAAGGGGCUCCCUCCCACUUCCCACACAAGGAUGCGAUCUAAGCAUGAGCAUAAGCUACAGUCUGAAGUCAUGUUUUUCGGAGUUCAAGCUGUUGGAACUGACCACCCUCCAGCCUGCCUUAGUACUGCGGCAAGGAUGUAGGUUCAGUGUGUUUCAGAAAGGAAAGAAUAUGUCCCUGGUGAAAGUUCACGGGGCCUCUCAGGCCCCCUCCAGGACAAUGGAAACUACACCUACAGCCCCGGAGAUGGCAAGAUCGGGAGCAAGUUCCUGCAUGGAAACAGGAUUCCAUUUAGCUGGUUCAGUCAGGGGACUUGUUCUGUUUUGCUUUUGUUUUAAAAGACGCAGCUUCAACCCCUUCUCCCUACUUCUGACUUCAAGGGCACCGAGGAGCUGGUUCUGAUGAACCAGGCUUGCUGCUGUCUCAACCCUCCCCGGAGGGACUGCCUUCUCCCAAAAGGAGCUCCCAAAGCCCUGUCCCACAGCCAUUUAAAAAUCUUCUGAAGGCCUCAGGACACCAAGUAAUCAUUUGGGAUCUUAAGUUAAAAAGGAAGUGCAAGAGCAGGAUAUUCCCGUUCCAGAGUCUUCGCAGGGGGCUAAGCCCACGAGAAGGGCAGCAUCAGAGAAGUGGGCAUUGGUCUUAGUGGUGGAUCAUCAGGUAGACAAGUGACAGCGUGUGUAACCCAUCUGAAAUUCAUUUUACCGUCACCACUCUUACAAAGGACAGUUUGUUCCCAAGGACAGUGUUGACGGGGAGGGGGACAGGAAGGGAGUUAGGAGGGUUUUCGAGGAUUUCAAACAGGUGGAACCCAUCCAUCCCUAUUCCCAAGGGCCACUUACAACUCCAAGGGUGGUUACAGGAUUAACUACCAGUUCAUUUUCAAAAUGCUGCUUUGAACUCAGAGGGUUGAUACUUUUAAUUUGUAAGUUUUUGUAAAACUUUAUACAAAAUAGUAAAAGUAAAGUAUUUCACCAGAAUACCAGUUUCAAUCCGUCCAUGGUCUGAUUUUUAUAUAAUUUAGUGGUGCUUUAGAAACUUUGUUUUUGUUUCUGAGCUAAACAGCUCAACCCUUUUUCGCCUGUAUCUACCUAAGACCAAUGUGAACCUUUGUAUUUUUGCUCCUAAUUUUGGACUCAGUGAAAGUGUACUGUUUACAUGUACAGAUGCCCCCAGUCCCUGUGUGUUCUGCAAGACUCGCUCUUGAGGAGGAAGACGCACCUCACUAAGCUCAUCUGCUUAGCAAAGCCACAGACAAAAACCUCUCACUUUUUACCUACGUUUCCACCUAAAAAUAUAACAAAAAACCUAUACCACAUAGAACUCAGAUUGGCUGAAAAACACUUUCCACCUGGUAGAUGGCCCAUACGCCUCUAUUAUGUGGUCCAUUUAGGAGCAGGAGUCAGGAGAGACCUCCUGUGGUCUGCUGGUGGGCGACUGCAUAGACAGAGGAAAGGGGAAGGCAGGACUUCGCAGCAGAGCUGUGGGAUGAGUGGAGCUCUUCCCUGGGCAGCCUGGGAGUGGGAAGGUCAGAAUGACUUAAGUGGCCUUCAGGAUCAAGCCAACCAGGAUUUAGGGACAACCCAAGAGGUCUUUAGUCCUCUGGCAUAAUUUAGACAUGUUUUGGAAGAGCAUGAGUUCAAAAACUGAGAUGAGAUGUUAAGACUUUCAGUGCAGAUAGUACAAGCCAUUUCUUCAGGGUUCCUCUGGGGGCAGCUCCUUCAUGAGGUCCUACCUCCAGGGAGGGGCACAGGGCUCCAGAUAGUAAGCACUUAAGGCAAACAGUGGAUGGCACCAAGUUUGAAAGGUGACUCUUUAUGAAUCAAUGGCUUCACCUCUAAAUUAUACUUUUACAGAUAUGCACCUAUGCAACUUAACGUGGCUCUUCUAAGCAGGUGAGGACUUCCUCCUCAAUGCUCUCUAUAAAAAUUAUUUGUGUUCUAUAUAGUGAGUUUUACCAGUAAAUGUGGCUUAAUAUUUUAAUUCUUAGAAUGUGUCUUCUCUACGUGAUGCGACUAAAUUCUGUUUUGUUUGUGGAAUGACUAGCACAGGCCGUCUCCCUCUCCCCCUCACUUAACAAAAGACCAAUGAGCUGUUAAUCGAGCUGUUAUCUCCAUGGUAUUACUUGCUAAAUGCACUGAUUUCAUAAGUAUGUGGAAUCCUUUUCCUUUUGAAUCUGUAUAUCAUAUAUAAGACUGAAUCUACUUAAUAAACACUGAACAACAAACCGAA
This is a messenger RNA of Callithrix jacchus (white-tufted-ear marmoset), 13700 nucleotides long. It is a transcript of the gene NOL4L, whose product is annotated as nucleolar protein 4 like. NCBI's taxonomy places the organism in Eukaryota, Metazoa, Chordata, Mammalia, Primates, Cebidae. The record is from RefSeq and is a predicted model, not a curated record.